Messenger RNA from Aspergillus caelatus, 960 nucleotides. Its product is annotated as NAD(P)H-dependent flavin oxidoreductase. The coding region runs from base 1 to 960 and encodes 319 amino acids. The transcript is spliced from 4 exons. Lineage: Eukaryota; Fungi; Ascomycota; Eurotiomycetes; Eurotiales; Aspergillaceae. The record is from RefSeq and is a predicted model, not a curated record. Gene Ontology annotation, molecular function: nitronate monooxygenase activity.
AUGCCUUUCAAUACGGCUCUCACCAGAACACUGGGGAUUAAAAUCCCCGUGGUGCAAGGAGGUAUGCACUGGGUAGGGUACGCCGAACUCGCGGCUGCUGUGAGUAACGCAGGAGGGCUCGGCCUAGAAAUCCGUAAAUGUCGGUCAAUGACGAACAAACCAUUCGGUGUGAACAUCACUCUCCUGCCAUCACUCAUGCCACCAGACUACGGUGCCUACGUCCAGGCCAUCAUUGACGAAGGGGUCAAAGUCGUCGAGACGGCAGGAAAUAACCCCGGGUCUGUUAUUAAACCACUCAAGGAGGCUAAUAUCAUCGUGAUACACAAAUGCACGACCAUACGCCAUGCUAAAUCUGCCGUAAAGCUGGGUGCAGAUAUUUUAUCUAUUGAUGGGUUUGAAUGCGGUGGCCACGUCGGAGAGGAUGACCUCACCAAUUUGAUCCUCUUAAGCCGGGCGAGACAGGCUUUGAGUGUCCCGUUUAUUGCUUCCGGAGGCUUCGCAGACGGACAUGGUCUAGCUGCUGCGUUGGCGUUGGGAGCGGAGGGUAUCAAUAUGGGGACACGGUUUAUGUGUACAGUGGAGGCACCUAUUCAUAUAAAGGUGAAAGAGACGAUCGUGGCAGCCCAGGAAACGGAUACAGCAUUGGUGAUGAGGCGAUGGAAAAACACGACACGGUUAUAUGGCAACAAAGUGGCAAAGGAGGCUCUGAAAGUGGAAACAGAGAGUACGACUGGGAAAUUUGAGGAGAUUGCGCCCUUUGUAAAUGGCAAGCGGGGACAACAAGUGUUCUUAGAUGGGGAUGUGGAUUCCGGCGUAUGGACUGCUGGUCAGGUUAUUGGGCUGAUUCAUGACAUACCUACUUGCGCUGAUCUCUUGGGGCGAAUCGAGCAAGAGGCUCUGCAUUCGAUGAAGAGGACAGGGUCGUUGUGGAAAGAUGAAGGAAAUCAAAGCAGACUUUAA